AUGAUGUGGACGUGCUUUAUAUAUCGAGUGUUCGUUUCGUUUAUAAUACUGAAGAGAUCCAAUAGUCUUUCCAGUCCUAUACAGCCUUUUACUGAGUAUAAACAUUCCACCGAACUGCAAGUCAAUAUUUCGGAUCUGUGGUGGACAAUUGAUGAUGCUGAGCGUGAAAUUGUAUUUGAAUUGCACGUGAAAACUACAGGCUGGAUUGCUUUGGGUAUUAGUGCAGCUGGUGGGAUGGCAGGUGCUGAUAUUGGUGUUGGAUGGAUAGAUCAGAUGGGCACUGUUCAAUUUCAAGAUCGAUACGCGUACAAUCGUUCACGGCCUGUUAUUGAUUAUACAACAACAGACUGGUUCGCUGUCCAAGGACGCGAACAGGAUGGAUGGACAGCCAUUCAAUUUCGUCGUCUGCUUGAAACAUGUGAUUCAAUGGAUGUUCCAAUAAAAUCCGGAACCAAUAUACUCAUCUAUGCAUACGGACUGGUGGAUCCUGAUGCAAAUGGUGAAAUAAGUUAUCAUGAGAGUCGACGGGGUAGUCGCAUACUACCACUUCGAUAUUAUAUUGAUCAACUCCCGGAAACCGAGUACGCUGAUCUUGAUUCAUUCGAACUUCGCAUAAAUCAUUCCGUUCCUGUUGCGGAUACAACUUACUAUUGCAGAGUAUUUAAGACACAAAUUACGUAUCCAACGAAACGGCAUGUGAUCGCACACAAAAUUUUACUGGAUUCAGACAGUCGUGAAUUUGUCCAUCACAUGAAUAUUUAUGAGUGUGAUCCUUCGGCUCAAUUCGACAACACGAAUCUACCGGAUGGCGUGUGCGAUGAUAUUCGCGAUCAAAUCUCAUUGUGCUCAUCAACUGUUGUCACUGUGUGGUCUGUCGGUGGUGAUGAAAUCAUGACGUAUCCCGAAGAGGCCGGGUAUCCUAUUGGUGGUGAUUUUACUGUCAACUACUAUAUGAUAGAAUUGCAUUAUGACAAUCCACAUUUGAUUUCAAAUCGACGCGAUACGACUGGUGUUCGAUUCUAUCUUGGUGAUAAACUUCGUGAACACGAUAUUGGUUAUCUAACGUUCGGCACGGACUCGACAGCGCAAGCUUUAGCCAUUCCAGCAGGAGCGGAUCGAUUCAUCGUCGAUUCAUAUUGUCCUGCCAGUGCGAGUCUUAAUAUUCCAAAGUCUGGCAUCACAGUAUUUUGUGCGUUGCCUCACACACAUCUUCAAGGUAAACCAGUCGUUCGGAUAAAGCUUGGCGAUGAGUUUGCCACUCGUUGUAUUUAUGAUACAAGAAAUAAAAACCUAACAACCAGGGGUGGAGGGCGAACGAAAGACGAAAUGUGUAUCCAUGGUUUCGUCUAUUAUCCUCGAAUGAAUAACUUAUCCAUGUGUUUGACGCACAACGACUGGUCAGCAUGGAAACGUUUUCUGAACGUAUCGGUAGAAAAUUUCGACGAGACUGCAUUGCAGGAGAUACUGGUAAAAAUCAAAUGGACACCUCAAUUAGUAGCUCAAUGGCAAAGCUUUUAUGAUAGCACUGCUCGAGGUGUCACGUACGGUCAAAGUCCUUUCAUCAUAGCCGAAACGUUCGCCGCUUUACCAAAGUAUCAAGAUCUAGAACCUGAACGAUGCAGUCGAGCUUGUCAUACACAAAUAUCGAUUUCCUCCAUCCUAAUUGUUUUGCUUGCAAGGAAAGCUAAGAGAAUGUUUCUUUAA
Adineta ricciae is the source of this 1704-nucleotide messenger RNA. Lineage: Eukaryota; Metazoa; Rotifera; Eurotatoria; Adinetida; Adinetidae. The record is from the annotation of a GenBank genome assembly.